Messenger RNA from Triplophysa dalaica, 3259 nucleotides. It is a transcript of the gene pfkfb2b, whose product is annotated as 6-phosphofructo-2-kinase/fructose-2,6-biphosphatase 2b. Lineage: Eukaryota; Metazoa; Chordata; Actinopteri; Cypriniformes; Nemacheilidae. The transcript has 17 exons. Gene Ontology annotation, molecular function: 6-phosphofructo-2-kinase activity; ATP binding; fructose-2,6-bisphosphate 2-phosphatase activity. Bases 186 to 1829 code for a protein of 547 amino acids. Gene Ontology annotation, cellular component: cytosol. Gene Ontology annotation, biological process: fructose metabolic process; fructose 2,6-bisphosphate metabolic process. The record is from RefSeq and is a predicted model, not a curated record.
GUCGCGCGUCCGUUGCUGGUUGCUUAGAAGGUCAAGUGCACAACCGGCUCGCGCAACAGCACGACAGUAAACAAUCUGCCGGUGUAACCGAAGCUGACGGAUCUCUGAAGCGAACGUUCAAAACACUGUGCAGCAUGUUUUACAGCUAGAAGACUAAGGGAGUAGUUCAGCUUGUCAUAGCCAGUAUGUCUGCAUGGUUGCAGCAAGACACCGGUCCAGCAAGUUCUGCUGAAUCCAGGAAAUCAGAGCCCAGAGGACAAGAGAAAAAAUGCUCAUGGGCAUCCUAUAUGACCAACUCCCCCACCGUGAUUGUCAUGAUAGGCCUGCCUGCGAGAGGCAAGACAUACAUGUCGAAAAAACUCACACGCUACCUCAACUGGAUAGGAGUUCCCACCAAGGUGUUUAACCUGGGCGUGUACCGGAGGGAGGCGGUCAAAGCAUAUAAGUCUUUUGACUUUUUCAGGCAUGACAAUGAGGAAGCCAUGAUGAUACGGAAACAUUGUGCCUUAGUGGCCCUGGAAGAUGUGAAGAUAUACCUGAAUGAGGAAGGUGGACAAAUAGCUGUUUUUGAUGCCACAAACACAACUCGAGAAAGACGAGAUCUCAUUAUAGACUUUGUGAAGGAGAAUGCAUACAAGGUGUUUUUUGUGGAGUCAGUUUGUGAUGAUCCGGAGGUUAUUGCUGCUAAUAUCCUGGAAGUCAAGGUGUCCAGUCCAGAUUAUCCAGAGACACACCGAGAAAGAGUCAUGGAUGAUUUUCUGAAACGUAUUGAAUGUUAUAAGGUCACUUACCAACCUUUAGACCCUGAUGCUAAUGACAAAGCUCUUUCCUUUAUUAAGGUGAUGAAUGUGGGUCGGCGGUUCCUGGUAAACCGCGUUCAGGACUACAUUCAGAGUAAGAUUGUCUACUACCUCAUGAACAUCCAUGUACACUCGCACUCCAUCUACCUGUGCAGGCAUGGAGAGAGUGAGCACAACAUCCAGGGCCGCAUCGGGGGGGAUUCUGAACUCUCCCCCAGAGGAAGACAGUUUGCGAGUGCCCUGCGGGAUUUCGUUGAAGAGCACAAGCUGUCUGACUUAAAGGUUUGGACCAGCCAGUUGAGGAGAACCAUCCUGACAGCCGAAGAGCUGGGAGUUCCCUAUGAGCAGUGGAAGAUCCUCAAUGAGAUCGAUGCGGGUGUGUGUGAGGAGAUGACCUAUGAUAUGAUCCAGAACACAUUCCCAGAAGAGUUUGCACUCCGGGAUCAGGACAAGUACCACUACAGAUAUCCAGGAGGAGAGUCGUAUCAGGAUCUGGUUCAGAGACUGGAGCCUGUCAUUAUGGAGCUUGAGAGACAGGGCGAUGUUCUGGUCGUCUGUCAUCAGGCGGUUAUGCGCUGUCUGCUGGCAUAUUUCUUGGACAAGAGCGCAGAGGACCUUCCCUAUAUAAAAUGUCCCCUUCAUUCUGUCAUGAAGCUCACUCCUGUUGCCUACGGUUGCAAAGUAGAAAUGUUUCACCUGAAUGUGGAGGCUGUGAACACACAUCGCGAUCGACCACUUGCCAAAGUCAGGCGAGACACCGCCACUCUGGUUCAGAGGCGGAAUAGUUACACGCCCCUCUCCACACAUGACCAGGUUAAAAGGCCUCGCCUCUACAGUGCUGGCAACCGGCCCUGGCUGCCCCUCACUCCCUCCCCUACCACCCUGCACAUCCACGACAUGCCAGAGGGGGCACUGCUGCUUCAGAAAAAUCAAUGUUAUCAUGCGGCAGCCAGUCAUCUGGCUCCUUGUGUGAAGGAAACAGCUUUGACAGCGCAGAUGAAUUUAAUGACUGUUUCCGCUUCUGAGUGAGACAGAAGUUUCAAAACCCUGCAUGUCACAUGCUUUCACAUUUUCCCACUCCACACCCAACAUACUUUUAUCGAUGACCGGACCAUAUUUCCCAUCAGCUCUCUGCAUGACCUCCUAUGAUUUAAUAUAUAAAUAUAACUCAAAACACUCUUUAAUCCUCUGUUCUGAUAUGCCUUAUUGAAGAAAGAACAAAGAGAUUCUCCCCAAAAACUGAAUGUGAAUGAGAAUUUGAAUUCAACAUUAGUUGUGCAAAUACAUCUGUGGCUGACUAAAUAUUGUUUUAUUCGAAAGAUAAAGAGAUAAAACAGAUUUAGCACAGAUUAAUCAGAGAAACCAGUUUAUAAUAAUUCUUUGGUUCUUAAUAUUAAACCAAAUGAAUAUUAAAUGAAUUGUGCCUAGUGUGAAAGGAGUAUAUUUGUAGGUAACGAUAGAACCUCAAAGGAAGAUUAUUUGUCUUGUGCAAGACUUUAAUAAUAUGAAUGAUAUUUAUGGGAUAUUGUGCAAAGUUCAAAAUGGUAGCUAGGGACAAGUUUUGUAGAAAUGUGCAUUAUAAUGGCAAAGCUGCAAACGUUUAAAUGAGUACAUUUUAUAGUUUAGGUCAGUGAUGCUGGCAAAUGUAUUUUUAUAUAUUGAGGUUUUUGUUUACCAUGUAAUCCUAUAUGAAAGUGCACUUUUAGGCUGGAGAAUUCAAACUGGUUAUCCCUGGUUAUGAGUUUGUUCAAACUUAAACAGAAAUAACUGUUUACUGUUACUGUUUAUAUAUUACACAUUAUGUAGCCAUAGUUUAGACGCACACAUAGGAGGGUUUUCCUGGACAAAGGCCAUUGAAUAGAGAUUUAUAAUAAUCAACUGCAUAUUAUUUUGCAUGAAGGUAUUUGAUGCAUACCAUGUCUAUUAACUUUCUGUUUAAUUUUAGGUUAAUUAGUUUUAGGGCAAAUAAUUGUUCACACAUUUUUUUAUCACAAUCAAUGUUUAAUCAACUCUUUGCCUCUUGUUCCUUUUGAAUGGUUCUGCAAUGUGACAAAUGCAAGUACAACUCCAUGUUUUCUCACAAUUAAUAUGAGGUCAAAUCUGCAUGCAUAAUUAUAAAAGAAUGUAGGAAAUAGGAAUAGAUGGAGUAGGCAUCUUACAUGCUAGACAUCUCAAAUUAUAUUCAUGCCAAUUCAAAUGAUCCAGAUGUCCAGGAUUUCACUUCAGAGUGUUUCAUAGAUGAUUCAAACUAACGGAAAUCAAUGUGCAUUUAUUCAGAUAUCUAAGCAUGCAUUGCACUUAUGUGGUCAAAUGUGAGUUAUAUCUGUUACAAAUGAGAAAUUAUUUUACAGUUAUGCCACAGAAUGUAAGUUAGGGAAUCAUUUAGGAAAGUUGCUUGUAAUAUUUUUAAUACGGUGUUUGCUCUGAGUACAUACAAUAAUAAAACAUAUUAUAUAACA